CUUGUUUUAUUUCCUCUUUGUGUGAUUUAGGUUACCAUGGCCUUUACUGUGAAGAAGAGUAUAACGAAUGCCUUUCUGCACCCUGCCAGAACGGAGCCACCUGCAGAGACCUCGUCAACGGCUAUGAGUGUGUGUGCCUUGCUGAAUAUGAAGGAAGGCACUGUGAAUUAUACAAAGAUCCUUGUGUUAACAUCAACUGUCAGAACGGCGGCACUUGUGACAGCGAAGGUCUAAAUGCUACAUGUAUUUGUGCACCUGGAUAUACAGGUGAAGAAUGUGAAAUUGAUGUAAAUAACUGUGACAGCAACCCAUGUCACCAUGCUGGAACUUGCAUAGAUCAGCCUGGUGGUUACAUCUGCCAUUGUCCACAUGGAUGGGUCGGUGCGAACUGCGAAAUACAUCUGCAGUGGAAGUCUGGGCAUAUGGCAGAGAGUCUAACAAAUAUGCCUCGUCACUCUCUCUACAUCAUAAUUGGGGCUCUCUGCGUAGCAUUUGUCCUGAUGCUGAUCAUUCUGAUUGUGGGAAUAUGUCGCAUCAGCCGCAUUGAAUAUCAAGGCUCUUCCAGGCCAGCCUAUGAGGAAUUUUACAACUGUAGAAGCAUUGACAGUGAAUUCAGUAGUGCGAUUGCUUCUAUCCGACAUGCCAGGUUUGGCAAGAAAUCUCGACCUGCAAUGUAUGAUGCAACUCCCAUUGCUUAUGAAGAUUACAGCCCAGAUGACAAACCUUUGGUUACACUGAUUAAGACAAAAGAUUUGUAAUCUAGUGUAUCUUUUUUGGAUUAUUUUUCAAAAGGAUGGGCUACUAACCUAAUUUAAAUAUUUUUAAGAAGAAAGCAUAAGUAAUUUAAACCAUUAGAUGCUUCAGAAUUUUCUGUAGAAUAUUUAAGAACCAAUUUUCUGCAGCUUUUAGUUUGGAAAAAUAUUUUAAAACAAAAUUUGUGAACUUCAUAAGUUACAUUUUAAUGUACCUUGAGCUCUAGAAACUAUAAGCUUAUGAUAGUGUGUGCUUUUUUCUUGGUAGACACUAUUACUAAACCCAGAUGAGUUUCUUGUGGUUGUUACAGAACAGAAAACAGUAAUUAAUGAGGAGUUCUUUAUGACAUGUCAGUGCCAGCUUUCUCAGUAGAGGUAGGAAAAAUGUGAAGCAUAAUAUGAUAUAUAAUAUAUCCAUUAAUUAAAAAAGUCUAAAAUGUUUGUGUUGUGAAAAAGAAACUAGUAAAAAUUAUUAUUCCUAAUCUGAAUGAAUUAGCUUUUGCCUUAUUCCAUGCAUGGAUAGAUAACCUAUUUCUCCAUUAUUUCCUGAAAGUUGCUGAAACAUACUCUUGAGUUGAUGUUUGACAUUUUUGUAAUAGUAUUCAGGCUAGGCCUUGUAUAAUAAUUAAAGUGCCUCUUGAGGCAAAGUAAGGGCACGAUCCUUUAAACAUUGAAAUCAAUGUGAGAACUUCCAUUGGCUUCAGUGGGCAUGGGAUUGGAUCCUAUAAUUGGACUGAAUCUAUAUUUUUCUUUAAAGGUUAAAGUUUUUUAUAUUGUGAGUAAACUAAGCAUAUGAUUUGAGUUUGUUUCCUAAAGGUUGUUGAUGUACAGUAUUGGUUCAUGAAAUGUGUAUUUCUCAUAGUGCUUCUUAUUUAGGAUCAGUAUGGGGUUUUUGUGGCUGUAUUUGAUUGCUUAUGGGCUUCUUAAAAUUCUUGCUUAUUUCAGAAAAUAUUGAAUAAAUGUUAUCAAGUGAAGAUUGCA
Messenger RNA from Tauraco erythrolophus (red-crested turaco), 1733 nucleotides. Lineage: Eukaryota; Metazoa; Chordata; Aves; Musophagiformes; Musophagidae. The record is from RefSeq and is a predicted model, not a curated record.